AUCCCCUGCACGGUCCUAAAACCUCACUGCAGUUUGUUACUCUCUCUCCCCACCCUUCAAUGGCUUUCUCUCUUCUUUCUCUUCCCAAAUUUCUCCCUCCUCACCCCAGUUAUACCUCUUUAAAAGGCCACCGCCAUCACCGGCACCGCGGUGUCCAUUUUAAGCCUCUUCGUCUUCCUUCUCUCCGCCGCCUUCCGGCUAUCGGCCCCGACGGGAAGUAUUAUCCGACUCCCUCCGACGAAGACCCUCCCGAAGCUCCCGAGGAUUCCAUGCACGGCGUGGACAAGUUUCAGCAAAUUCACCGCCAAGCUGCUCGUGCCCGCAAGCUCCAAGAAGAAGACUUCAACAAGCACAAGUCAAAUUACCUUUCUGCCAUUGCUGACGUGGACGAAGACGAAUUGAGUAAAGAGAAAACGGGAAACGACGACGGGGAUGAUUUGUUCGGUGAAAUCGAUAAAGCCAUUGCCAUGAAACGGCAAGAGAUGGUCAAGCAAGGUUUGUUAGAACAAGCCCCUAAAAAGGCGGAAGCCAUUGAUGAGCUGGACCCUGAUGAAGUCGUUGACUUGGAAGAAAUUGACAAAUUACGAGGUUUGACUGUUGCUUCUGAUUCGGACGAGGGAGAAAAUGAAGAUUCAGAUGAUGAAGAUUCUUCGAAAUUCGAUGUCGGUUUGAGUGACUCUGAAGGUAAAGAAAGAGGUAAUGAUAAAUUUAAUUUGUUGGAUCCAUCAUUUGAUUUAGAUUUAGAUAGUUUUGGAAAGAGUAAGGUUAGAAUUGUGGAACCUAAGUUUAAAAUGAGUUUAGCUGAGCUUUUAGAUGAAAGUAAAGUGGUGCCAGUUUCGGUUUACGGGGAUAUAGAGGUUGAGAUAACAGGGAUACAACAUGAUUCUAGGUUGGUUAGUGCUGGAGAUUUGUUUGUUUGCUGUGUUGGGAGAAAAACGGAUGGGCAUUUGUAUUUGAGUGAAGCUGAUAAGAGAGGAGCUGUUGCUGUUGUAGCGAGUAAAGAGAUUGAUAUUGAGGAUACCUUGGGAUGCAAGGCAUUGGUUAUUGUUGAGGAUACUAAUUCAGUUUUGCCUGCAUUAGCUGCAUCGUUUUAUAGGCACCCUUCAAGGAAUAUGGCUGUUAUUGGGAUCACUGGGACCAAUGGCAAAACAACCACGUCUUAUUUGAUAAAAGGGAUGUAUGAGGCUAUGGGUUUGAGGACUGGGAUGCUAAGCACGGUUGCUUACUAUAUACAUGGUGAUAAUAAGUUGGAAUCGCCAAAUACGACCCCUGAUGCUGUUUUGGUUCAGAAUUUGAUGGCUAAGAUGUUGCAUAAUGGAACUGAGGCUGUUGUUAUGGAGGCUUCUUCCCAUGGACUAGCUUUAGGGAGGUGUAAUGAGGUUGAUUUUGAUAUUGCAGUGUUCACCAAUUUGACUAGGCAUUUAGAUUUUCAUGGGACUGAGGAGGAGUAUAGGGAUGCUAAAGCAAAGUUGUUUGCAAGGAUGGUGGACCCUGAGAGGCACAGGAAAGUUGUUAACAUUGAUGAUCCUCAUGCACCUUUUUUUGUUGCACAAGGUAACCCUGAAGUUCCUGUGGUGACAUUUGCAAUGGAGAAUAAGAAUGCAGAUGUUCAUCCCCUGAAGUUUGAGUUGUCACUAUUUGAGACACAGGUCUUGGUUAAUACACCUCAUGGGAUAUUGGAGAUUUCGUCAGGUUUGCUCGGAAGGCAUAAUAUCUAUAAUAUUCUUGCGUCUGUGGCUGUUGGAAUUGCUGUUGGGGCACCCUUGGAGGAUAUUGUUAGAGGGAUUGAAGAGGUUGACGCUGUUCCUGGCAGGUGUGAGUUAAUAGACGAGGAGCAGGCAUUUGGAGUCAUUGUGGACUAUGCUCACACACCUGAUGCCUUAUCUAGACUGCUUGAUUCUGCAAGAGAGCUUGGACCAAAGAGGAUUAUUACUGUUAUCGGUUGUCCUGGGGAGAGUGACCGAGGAAAGAGACCAAUGAUGGCAAAAAUCGCAACAGAUAAAAGUGAAGUGACAAUGCUGACAUCUGAUAAUCCGAAGAGUGAAGAUCCAUUGGACAUCUUGGAUGACAUGUUAGCUGGCGUGGGGUGGACAAUGCAAGAUUAUUUGAAAUAUGGAGAAAAUGAUUACUAUCCUCCUCUCCCAAAUGGUCAUCGACUUUUUCUGCAUGAUAUUAGGCGGGUAGCAGUACGUUGUGCUGUUGCUAUGGGAGAAGAAGGCGAUAUGGUUGUGAUUGCUGGCAAAGGCCAUGAAACAUAUCAAAUUGAAGGUGACAAAAAAGAGUUCUUUGAUGACCGCGAGGAAUGCCGGGAAGCAUUGCAAUAUGUUGAUGAACUCCAUCAAGCAGGAAUAGACACCAGCGAAUUCCCAUGGCGGUUACCAGAGAGUCAUUAAUUUCCACGAGUGUACAGAUAAAUUGAUGUCAAUACUAUGGCAGGGAAUAGUACCCUUAGAUCAAAAUCCUGCACUUUGGUCCGUACUGAAAAACAUGACACUGCUACAAAUCUGGUGCAGGAACUCAUAUAGGCUGUUUGAGGGCAUGAGUUUGCAGAGUCAUUGCUAAAAAGAGAACAGUUUUGCCAGUUUUGAUGUCAUUUCAAAGACGGCUUCAAGGAAAUGCGCCCUUUAACAGACAUGAAUGUACGCCGUUGUAUGCCGAGUGACUAUUUUUGUGUAUAUGUAAAAUAACUAUUCUGAAAUUGUGAAAUGAUGACAGAUUCUGUCAACUUGAUGCCACACUUUCUAAAUAGUGUUACGGAUUGGAUUGGUGCAA
Messenger RNA from Gossypium raimondii (Peruvian cotton), 2772 nucleotides. Its product is annotated as UDP-N-acetylmuramoyl-L-alanyl-D-glutamate--2,6-diaminopimelate ligase MurE homolog, chloroplastic. The record is from RefSeq and is a predicted model, not a curated record. Lineage: Eukaryota; Viridiplantae; Streptophyta; Magnoliopsida; Malvales; Malvaceae. Gene Ontology annotation, cellular component: cytoplasm. The transcript has 6 exons. Gene Ontology annotation, biological process: cell division; regulation of cell shape; biosynthetic process. Bases 60 to 2393 code for a protein of 777 amino acids. Gene Ontology annotation, molecular function: acid-amino acid ligase activity; ATP binding.